GGAGCAGCAGACUGCACCUUCUCUUCUGUGGUGAGCGCCAGUGAAAGAGCAAGAAAGAGAGAGGGAGGGAGAGAUGCGUUUGGCACCACCGGGCUGUAUGAUCAAGAAACGGCUGCAAUUGCUCUGGUUUAAGUAGGCCCACCUAACGGGUAUUUACAGGGAAAGGUUUGAUUGAUCUUGUGUCCUGUCACAAAGCGGCGAUUGUCAUCAGAUGAAAAGGAAAAUAUCGAUGAGUAGCCACACUAAACCAUAACAGAAGUUUUGUGUAAGGUUGCUGGAAAGAAAAGACCGAUGACGUGGUGGUCAGGGACACUCUUACAGCGUUCCACCCACCAGCCCCGCUGGGAGUGAGAAAAAGAGGGGGGGGGGUGCUCUGAUAUGACUGACUGUGUCUCUCUUGACGGUGUGUGACGGUGUACGGCCGUAUCCUCCCUCUCUCUGAGGGGAACAGUCCAGAACAAAGGUGCUGAUAUGGAGCUCACAUUGCAUCCCGCUGUUCUGUAACAAGCGAACCCAACUGAAGAGGGACUGGGAGAAGGACUGGCGACGAAGACUGGAAGAUCGACGACUGCAAGUAGAAACUGACCAACCUCUGGAAGGAGCCAGCUCCCUCUGUUGACUGGCAGACAGAGGAAUCCCUAUGGAGGGUGAAAGGUGCCACUGACAGCACUAAGAAAACGGAAGGGUGCUGGGAAGAGCCCUUGGAGGACUGGGGUUCGGCAAGGAGCACUUGGAGGACUGCCAGUGCUACUUAGUGCCCUAAGAAGACAGGAGGGAGCACCUGAAGGUGUUUGCACCAUGAGCUGUGGUGUUUGUGCUGCUCAGCUCUAGCCCCUGUCUGUCUGUGUGUUUGUGUGUGUGUGUGUGUGUGUGUGUGUGUGUCUGCGCGCGUGCACGUGAAGAGUGUGUAUGUGUUUGCGUGUCUGUGUGAUGGCGGUGUGUGUGUGGGCCGCUGCCCCCCUGCUGUGUGUUUGGCUUUGCCUUUGCAGCAUUGGGGGGUCCAGAGGGGAGGUGCUAGAGUUUGGGGGCGUUUCGGGACAGUGGGGGCGGUUCCCGGUGUGGAAUGCGUGUUGCGAGAGUGUCCUGUCGUUCAGAGUUAAAACUCACAGCGAGGACGGACUGUUGCUUUACCUUGACGAUGAGGGAUUCUGCGACUUCCUGGAACUCUUGCUGCUACGCGGGAAACUCCGCCUACGAUUUUCCAUUUUCUGUGCCGAGCCAGCUGAGGUGAGUUCCGGGGUUGCUGUGAGCGACGGCCACUGGCAUGAAGUGCGUGUGAAACGGGAUUGGCGGAACACAAGUCUUGAGGUGGAUGAAAGAAUGGAGGGAUGGGCGGAGGUGAAGAGCAAACGGAGAGACAUGACAGUGUUUAGCCACACCUUUAUGGGCGGGGUUUCCCCUGAGCUUCAUGCCUCCCCUCUCCGCCUUACUUCCCCUGGUGUCAGAGACCACAAACCCUUUUCUGGCUGGCUCACUGAGGUGACUGUCAAUGGAUCAGCGGUCGUUUUGGAAGCAUCGGAGGGUGUUACCAAGGGAGACGGGUGUGGACCCGACCACGUGUGUCAGAAUGGAGGGCUGUGUUCUGUCAUCGAGCAUAGGGCCAUCUGCGACUGUACCCACACUGGCUACAAAGGCAAUGACUGCAGCGAAGAAUACUACAACCCAGGUCUGGCUCACCUGAUGAUCGGCGACCAAGGAAAACUCAGAGCACGCGAGGACUACGUAGCCACCUUUAAGGGGUCCGAGUAUUUCUGCUACGACCUGUCGCCCAGCCCCAUCCAGUCGUCGAGCGACGAGAUCACCCUGAGCUUUAAGACCCUGCAGAGGAACGGAUUGAUGCUCCACACGGGCAAGUCCGCUGACUACGUCAACCUGGCCCUGAAGAACGGAGCCGUGUCCCUGGUCAUCAACCUGGGGUCGGGGGCCUUCGAGGCCCUGGUGGAGCCAGUUAACGGGAAGUUUAACGAUAACGCCUGGCACGAUGUCAAGGUCACACGAAACCUGAGACAGCACUCAGGCAUUGGACACGCUAUGGUCACCAUCUCCGUGGACGGGAUCCUGACCACCACAGGCUACACCCAGGAAGACUACACCAUGCUGGGGUCUGAUGACUUCUUCUAUGUGGGUGGGAGUCCCAGCACCGCCGACCUUCCUGGGUCUCCUGUCAGCAACAACUUCAUGGGCUGCCUCAAAGAGGUGGUGUACAAGAACAAUGACGUGCGUUUGGAGCUGUCUCGGCUGGCUAAGCAAGGAGAUGCAAAGAUGAAGGUGAGUGGUGUUGUGGCCUUUAAGUGUGAGAGCGUGGCCACCCUGGAUCCUGUGACCUUUGACACUCCAGAGUCAUUUGUGGCAUUGAGCAAGUGGAGUGCAAAGAAGGCGGGGUCCAUUUCAUUUGACUUCAGAACCACAGAACCCAAUGGACUGAUGCUCUUCAGCCACGGGAAACAGCGACAACAGCAAAGGAAAGACCCCCGCACACCCCCCACCGUGAAGUUGCCGUUACUGUUGCAGGUGGAUUUCUUUGCCAUCGAGAUGCUGGACGGUCACCUGUAUCUCCUGCUGGACAUGGGCUCAGGAACCACCAAGACCAAGGCCAUCGACAGGAAGGUCAAUGACGGAGAAUGGUACCACGUUGACUUCCAGAGAGAUGGUCGCUCAGGUACUAUAUCAGUGAACUCCCAGCGUACAGCCUACACGGCUCCAGGUGACAGUGAGAUUCUGGAUCUGGAUGAUACCUUGUACCUGGGAGGAUUACCAGAGGACCGCCAAGGACUCAUCUUCCCUACUGAGGUGUGGACAGCAUUGCUGAACUACGGCUACGUGGGCUGUGUCAGAGACCUGUUUGUGGACGGUCAGAGCAAGGACAUCCGGCGUUUGGCCGAGGCUCAGAGGGCUGUCGGGGUGAAACCUUCCUGUUCCAGAGAGCCUCCUAAGCAAUGUCUAUCCAACCCCUGCCAACACAGUGCCACCUGCAGGGAGGGCUGGAACAGAUAUGUAUGUGACUGCUCUGGGACCGGAUAUCUGGGCCGGGCCUGUGAGAGAGAUGCAACUAUCCUGUCCUAUGAUGGUAGUAAGUUUAUGAAGGUUCAGUUGCCCGUAGCAAUGCACACCGAAGCAGAGGACGUGUCGCUACGAUUCCGCUCCCAACGGGCCUAUGGUGUUCUCAUGGCAACAACAUCACGGAACUCAGCCGACACGCUCCGACUGGAGCUGGAUGGUGGCCGUGUCCGCCUCACUGUCAACCUAGACUGUAUCAGGAUUAACUGUACGACCAGUAAAGGUCCCGAGACCAUCUUUUCGGGGGUGGGGCUGAAUGAUAAUGAGUGGCACACGGUCAGAGUGGUGCGUCGUGGGAAGAGCCUCAAACUCACCGUUGACGACCUGCAGCCUGUAGAAGGUCAGAUGGCAGGCGACCACACCCAGCUGGAGUUCCACAAUGUGGAGACGGGCAUUGUGACGGAGAAGCGCUUCAUGCCCGCUGUGCCCUCCAACUUCAUAGGGCAUCUUCAGGGCCUCACCCUGAACGGCAUGCCCUACAUAGACCUCUGUAAGAACGGUGAUAUCGACUACUGCGAGCUGAACGCUGUGAUUGGCUACAAGAGCAUCGUGGCGGACCCGGUUACGUUCAGGUCGCGGUCGAGUUAUGUGACCCUGCCCACACUCCAGGCCUACUACUCCAUGCACCUGUUUCUCCAGUUCAAAACCACCUCACCUGAUGGCCUGAUUCUCUACAACAGUGGAGACGGAAAUGACUUCAUAGUGGUGGAGCUGGUCAAAGGCUACCUCCAUUAUGUCUCGGACCUGGGGAACGGCGCUCAUCUGAUCAAAGGAAACUCCAACUCUCCACUGAAUGACAACCACUGGCACAACGUGCUCAUAUCCAGAGAUACCAACAACCUGCACACCGUUAAGAUAGACACCAAGGUCACCACUCAGACCACUAUGGGAGCCAAGAACCUGGAUCUCAAAGGUGACCUGUACGUAGGGGGCGUGGCUAAAGAGAUGUACCGGGACCUUCCCAAGCUUGUUCACUCCCGCGAAGGCUUCCAGGGUUGCCUAGCAACGGUUGACCUCAACGGGCGUCUACCCGACCUACUGGCCGACGCUUUAGCUACUACUGGACAGGUGGAGAGGGGCUGUGAAGGUACACACACACACACACACUCAGGUCCCAGUACUACCUGUCAGGAGGAUUCAUGCUCAAAUCAGGGCGUGUGUUUACAACAGUGGGAGGGAUUUAGCUGUGACUGCAGUAUGACAUCGUUCGGAGGACCACUCUGCAAUGACGCGGGGACCACGUAUAUAUUCGGUCGCGAUGGCGGCGUGAUCGUGUACACCUGGCCUCCUAAUGAGCGCCCCAGCACACGGGCGGACCGGUUGGCGUUGGGCUUCAGCACACAGCAGAAACACGCUACGCUGCUACGAGUUGACAGCGCCUCAGGAUUGGGGGACUACCUCCAGCUACAGAUAGAUAAGGGGAAUAUUAGGGUAGUGUUUAACGUGGGAACGGAUGACAUCAACAUCGAAGAGACUGCUAAAUUCGUUAAUGAUGGGAAGUACCACAUAGUUCGCUUUACCCGCAGUGGAGGCAACGCAACCCUGCAGCUGGACGAUCUACCAGUGAUAGAGCGCUACCCUUCAGGCAACAUUGAUAACGAGCGCCUGGCCAUCGCUAGACAGAGAAUCCCCUAUCGGCUCGGUCGAGUAGUUGACGAUUGGCUACUCGACAAAGGUCGCCAGCUGACCAUCUUCAACAGCCAGACAACUGUGACGGUGGGUGGAGGACAGGGCGCGGGUCCGUUUCAGGGUCAGAUGGCCGGUCUCUACUACAAUGGACUGAAGAUACUUAACAUGGCCGCCGAGGGACAUGCCCACAUCCGUCUAGAGGGCAGUACACGAUUGGUCGGAGACAUGCCCUCCUCCUCCAUCACGCCCCAAUCCAGUGCGGCUGCCGGGGGCAACCGAUCAGAUCCAGUCGCCAAUGCUGGCGACAUCACAACGACAACCGCUACUAACAGAAAGCAAGGAGGAGGAACCACACAGCAGUCGACAGACGACCUGCUGGUGGCGUCAGCUGAGUGUCCCAGCGAUGAUGAGGACAUUGACCCUUGUGACCCCAGCUCUGCGGCCCAGCCCCCUCUCCCGGAUGUCAAGCCCUUCCCGGGGACGUCGGAGGUGGUGAGAGAGUCCAGCAGCACCACGGGCAUGGUGGUGGGCAUCGUGGCAGCCGCCGCCCUCUGCAUCCUCAUCCUGCUCUAUGCCAUGUACAAGUACCGUAACCGCGACGAGGGCUCAUACCACGUGGACGAGAGCCGCAACUACAUCAGUAACUCUGCCACUCAGCCCAACGGCAGCGCCAAGGACAAGCCGCUGGGCAUCGCCAAGAUCUCCAAGAACAAGAAAAACAAAGACAAGGAGUAUUACGUGUGAGAAGGGGAGGGACACCCUAAUUCCAUUUCUAUAUCCACGCAUAUAUACUGUAAACACAUAUACACUAACACAGACCUAAACACACAUACAAGAGGACAUACUCUGACACGCAAACACACACAAACACACACGAAGACACUGUCAUAAGGGCGGAGUCCCAUGCUGUACAGUACUAGGCACUAACUACAGCCUCUCUAUAUGGGAGGCAGGUCUGUGCUCAACCAGAACACCAACAGUAACUAAAAUAUAGACUCCCAGUAGGACCAGUUAACAGUCAUUUUAAAGGACCCUGCCUCUGACCUCUAGAAACGAUUCUCUGUGUUCUCAGAAAGGAGUUUGGGGGCGGGUGGUUUAAGGCUGGUGUCUUCAUGGGGUUUGAGGCUGCUGUCGUCAUGGCUGGGGUUUUGUGCAGUGACGGUGGGGUUAGACUAAACCUUCUAGUCAGCAGGUUGGAUGUUACCCCGGCAACAAGGCUGGAAGAGCCACACCCAACAGGACUGCCAUGGUGACUGAAUGCCGCAUCGAUGGAGAUGGAUGGAGAUGGAUGAAGAUGGCGUGUAGGUGAAAUUAGGAGCUAUAUGUGUUUAAAGUGUUGCUGGGACGUUUCUUUUACAACGCCCACUCUAAGGUAUUGCAACAUUAUAUCAACCCAUGAAGACUAUGAAAACGAGAGACUUUGACUCUGGAGAGGAGACCAGAGACACCUGAACUAACUACCUACCUAUCUACACACAUAUAUACACACACACACAUCUCUUGCUACACCAUCAGAGCUUCAUCACAAGAGCUUCAUCACUGACUGGGUGAUGGCAAUGUGAUAAUUAUGAUGAUGAUGAUGAAGUCAAUGAUGAAGAAAAAGAAAAAUGAAGAACACAGCUUAGACUUUGGGGAAAUUGUUGCACGUUGAACUAUCUAACUCCAUGUGUUUCCAACAGAGCAGAGACUACAGGGGUUACUCCUAAAACCACCUCAGUAAUAAUGUGGGUUACCAUAACCUACCAUCUGGUUUACUAUAGCCUACCACCUGUUUUACCAUAACCCUACAACAUGGUUUACUAUAGCCUAACACCUGGUUUACCAUAACCUACCACCUGGUUUACUAUAGCCUACCAUCUGGUUUACUAUAGCCUACCAUCUGGUUUACCAUAACCUACCAUUUGGUUUACUAUAGCCUACCAUGUGGUUUACCAUAAUCUACAACCUGGUUUAACAUAACAUCCCAUCUGGUUUAUUAUACCAUCCCACCUGGUUUCCCAUAACAUCCCACCUGGUUUAUUAUAGCAUCCCACAUGGUUUACCUUAACAUCCCACCUUUAUUAUAAACUACCAACUAGUUCAUCAUAACCUACCACCUAGUUUACUAUAGUUACCACCUGGUUUAUUAUAACCUACCACCUGAUUGUCUAUAAACUACCUUGCUUACCAGACCACCUGGUUUAUCAUAACCUACCACCCUGGUAUUAUAGUCUAUUAACUGGUUUACUGUAACCUGUAACCAAUCUGGUUUUCAACAGCAUACCACUUGGUUUUCUAUAACAUACCAGCUGGUUUACCAUACCACCUGGUUUAUCAUAACCUACCACAUGGUUUAUUAUAUAUAUCCUAUCACCUGGUUAGCCAUAAUCAACCACCUGGUUUACUAUAACCUACCAUACCACCUGGUUCAUCAUAACCUACCACAUGAUUUAUUAUAUAAUCCAAUCACCUGGUUAGCCAUAAUCUACCACCUGGUUUAAUGUAACCUACCACCUGGUUUACCAUACCACCUGGGCCUAUAAUAAAAUGCCAACUGUCUUAUCCACCUUCACUUUGUAAUAAAUAAAUGAAAACCCAACAUGUAAGUUUAAUAAUGACAGACAGACAUGACUAAAACAGAAUUACAUCCUAUAGACCAACAUCAUAUACCAGUCCUUACUAAGGACAGAUACUGUGCAUACAACUCCGUUCCUACUCAACCAAUGUUCCCUGACCUGCAACACACAGCACAUAGAGAACAGUAAGGCUGGGCUUUCAUGUCUGUGACAGGAUAGUGGGUUUGUGUCAGGGUGCGGUUUAGUGAGUAACCCCCGUUUAAAGGCUGGAUGUAAGGGCCUCAUACCACAGGCUCAGCUCUGUUUUACAGCCUGUCCUAUAGACUCUAGACCUGCUCUGAUGAACGUUUUAUAUAAAGAAAAAUAAAAAAAAUCUGUAAAAUAAUCAAAAACAGAAAAUGAUGUGUUAUCAUGUGUUUCUAUAGCGAUAGAGCUGUUCAUGAUGCCAUUAGCUAAGACAAUUUGAGUUGCGUUCCUUUAAUUUGCCCUACCUCUCUGUGUAUUCUGUCCAGUCCGUGUCCAGGUCAUCACUUCAAGCCAGGCAAGAGUAGGGAAGUGGAGAAGGUUGAGGGCGGGAGUAUCUGUAAAAUGGUGUGUGGGUCUUAGAAGUCCCCCUAUUGCUCUACUAGUGCUCUACUUUAGAACUGAGCCCUAAAUUGCUAGCCCUAUGUGGCUUUAAUGAAAAUAAGUGCACAUUUACAGGAUGGAGGGUGCCAUUUGUGGCACCGAGUAUGCAGAUAUAAAUAUACCACGCAUCAGGCCCGGUCUUUAUUGCCUGAUCUGCUUUUUGUAUUUACGUCUGCUGUCACUGAACACACUCCCCUGGGUCAUCAAAGCAAUAUUGCCAACCUAUCACAUGCGUGGGAUUUAGACUGGGGGCGGGGCAUUUAAGAUAAAGUAGUAAUACAACCUAAAAAUAAGCGGGAAGGAUAAAACAGAUGUAUUCCCCAGCUCCUAUUCUACUCCUUAAUACUUGGUUCUUCCUAUUCAUCCCUUUAAUCUGCCCCCUCACUUCCACUCUUGCUUUUUAUCUAAGUAAAGCAGGAGCAUUCAACUGUGGUCUAAGUGUUCAUUUAGCCUUUUUAUUUUAUAUAUGUACAAUUUUUCUACUGUAUUUUACUUUUAUUUUUAUUGUUACAGUUCUUUGAAGAACAUAAAGUGGACAUUUAUUAUGAAAAAUAGUUUUGAAGAUCUAACGAGUGAAUAAAAUAUUACCCAAGUGAAGUUA
Esox lucius (northern pike) is the source of this 8469-nucleotide messenger RNA. RefSeq names its product neurexin 1a (gene nrxn1a). The transcript has 28 exons. The record is from RefSeq and is a predicted model, not a curated record. NCBI's taxonomy places the organism in Eukaryota, Metazoa, Chordata, Actinopteri, Esociformes, Esocidae. Bases 910 to 5430 code for a protein of 1506 amino acids.